Messenger RNA from Drosophila takahashii, 384 nucleotides. RefSeq lists its product as uncharacterized. The record is from RefSeq and is a predicted model, not a curated record. Lineage: Eukaryota; Metazoa; Arthropoda; Insecta; Diptera; Drosophilidae.
AUUUCUGUUCCAGCGAUUUACAUCUGCAUUUGCAUCGGCUGCUGCUGCUGCUGAUGCGAUUAUGUCAUCGCCAAUUGGUUCACUGAUUCGACAAGGUUCCGAUGUGUCUUGGUCUCGGGCCUCGAGUUGUAAAUAGUUAUUUUAGUCGGCGGAAUGAUUCUAUCGCUGCGUCCUGCCUUCCUCUGGCUAGUAAUGCUGCUGCUCCUGAUGGAACUGGUUGAGGUGUGGUCCUCUUGCUGUGCCUGUCCAGCAACCCGCUGCAAAAUCCCACAGUGGCCCUGCUGCAAUAAGAAGUCCAAGUGGUACCAUUCAGUUUUCGGUUGAGAAGUGAAGAUGGUAAAUAAAAUAUUUCUCUAAAUUGAAAUUAAAUAUAUUUGAAAAAUC